AGAGCAUGGGACUAUCCUCUUCCAUCUUGCAUUGCUGAAUGUGGAGGUCGUUUCAAAGGAGAAUCUUCAGGCAGAAUUUUAUCACCAGGAUACCCCUUUCCAUAUGAUAAUAAUCUGCGCUGUACAUGGAUAAUUGAAGUGGACUUGGGCAAUAUUGUAAGUCUUCAGUUUCUUGCAUUUGACACUGAGGCAUCCCAUGACAUCCUGAGAGUUUGGGAUGGACCGCUGGAAAAUGAGAUGUUACUGAAGGAAAUCAGCGGCUCUCUUAUCCCAGAAGGAAUUCACAGUACUCUCAAUGUUGUAACGAUACAAUUCGACACAGAUUUUUAUAUCAGCAAAUCUGGAUUUGCUAUUCAGUUUUCAAGCUCUGUGGCUACAGCCUGUAGAGACCCAGGGGUCCCAAUGAAUGGCACUCGCAAUGGAGACGGAAGAGAACCAGGCGAUACUGUUAUUUUCCAAUGUGACCCCGGCUAUGAAUUA
This is a messenger RNA of Staurois parvus, 480 nucleotides long. The record is from the annotation of a GenBank genome assembly. NCBI's taxonomy places the organism in Eukaryota, Metazoa, Chordata, Amphibia, Anura, Ranidae.